AUGACUAACCUCGCCGUUUCUAACGGCGACGAACCACCGCCAAAAACCAACCAACCGCCAUCAUCUUCAAUGUCGUCGCCGUCAUCGUUUUCUUCACUGCCACGCGACCUCGUUUUGAACGUCUUAGCCUGCGUACCAAAACGGUUAUACCCAAUCCUCUGUUGCGUCUCCAAGAACUUGCGUAGUCUUGUUCUCUCGGCUGAUAUAUACAAGACUCGAUCUUCCCUCGGAAAAGAUUCUGUUUAUAUCUGCUUUAUAUCUACUCAGACUUAUCACUGGUUCAAUCUCCGCAGGAUUGAGGAAAGUACUACAACUGAAAAUGUCUUCGCCUCCGUCGAUUUCUCUUUCCUUCCUGAGCAUUGUCGUUGCUCUUCUUCCGUCUUCGCCGUUGGUCCUGAGAUUUUCUUCAUUCCAGGAACUAGUAAUGCCUCAUCAAGCUUUAGGAUCUUUAACACCCAAUCUGGAAAGGUUCGUCAAGGACCUAGUUUGCUAGUGAACCGAACGUACAAUUGUGUUGGACUAGUCCGUGGUAAGAUCUAUGUGAUCGGAGGAUGCAGAGGAGACGGUGUUUCAGCGGAAGUAUUUGACUUAAAGACGCAAACUUGGGAAGUAGCACGAAUCCCUGAGAGACAAGGGCGUUUCACAUGGAUCACUCCGGCAAAGGUUUCAGUAGACAGGAAGGUUUGUGCUUUAAGCUUUCAUCAUGGCAUGACUGCUUAUGAUCCUAGAGAUGGUUCUUGUGAGACGUUUGAGUUGCCUAAUGACAAUUGGUGGAAGACAGGAGUUUGUGUUAUAGACAAUGUGCUCUACGUUUACUUCUCUAGAUUCGGGUUAAUGUGGUAUGACUCUCAACUGAGGCUAUGGAGGGUAGUUUAUGAUUUGGAUCUUGGCAAACCUCAAGGCGUUGCAAUGGCUGAAUACUAUGGGAAGUUGGCGUUUCUAUGGGAGAAACCAAGUCUUCUUUUUCGUGGAAGCAAAGAGAUUUGGUGUAGAAUGAUUGGCUUGGCUAGGAGUGAAGAAGGAUUCAAUGGAGCUGCAGAACCCUCUCAACUUCUCCGGAUUGUUCCUCACAGCUAUAGUCUUUACCACUGUCUGUCUCUUGGUUAA
Camelina sativa (false flax) is the source of this 1107-nucleotide messenger RNA. NCBI's taxonomy places the organism in Eukaryota, Viridiplantae, Streptophyta, Magnoliopsida, Brassicales, Brassicaceae. The record is from RefSeq and is a predicted model, not a curated record.